AUGGCGGGCGACGACGCGAGCGACGCGAGCGACGACGCGUGGCGCGCGCACGUGCGCGAGGUGGGACUGGGACUGUUUCGCGCGCUCGCGAGAGACGCGCGCGAGCUGAGCGCGAGCGAGGACGCGGAGACGGCGGAGGAGGCGGCGAGGAACAGGGUGUAUCGAUAUUACGUGCCGGUGUACGAGGAGGUGGUGCAGCGGCUGAGGAUGCACAGGCGAAAGGCGGGGACGACGAGGGAGGGGCGAACGCCGAAGCCGAUGGUGGUCGGCGUGAGCGCGCCGCAGGGAUGCGGGAAGACGACGCUGACGAGGACGAUAGUGGACAUGAUAAAGGCGACGCCGAAGAAGUUUUUGGAUGAUUCGGCGGCGGAUGAGUCGGGGAACGUGACGGCGGUGACGCUGUCGAUCGAUGACUUUUAUCUCGCGUACGAGGACCAGGCGGCGCUGGGCGAGGCAAACCCCGGAAACGCGAUGUUGCGGUACAGAGGGAACGCGGGAACGCAUGAUUUAGCGCUCGGAUCGAGAUCUCUUCAAUCUUUAGCGCGAAUCAACGAUUCGGACGGGGAGACGUCAAAGUUUCUGGCGCCGAGAUACGAUAAGCUCGCUCGAGACGGGAGGGGCGAUCGCAAACCGCAGAGCGAGUGGGAGAGUGUAUCGGCGCCUCUCGACGUCGUGCUCUUGGAAGGAUGGAUGCUCGGGUUCGAACCUAUCGAAUCCGAUCGUGCGCGUGCGAUUAAUCCCGAUUUAGUGGUCGUUAACGAGCGAUUGAAGGAAUACAAGGCGGCGCUUUGGGGACCAGAUAACGUCGCGUGGUGGAUCAUCUUCAAGGUGGACGACCCGGCGUGGGUGUACGACUGGAGACUCGAAGCCGAGAGAAAGGCGAACGGGGGACUGGACGAUUCACAGGUGAAAGACUUUGUCGAUCGUUUCAUGCCCGCGUACGAGGCGUACUUGCCAGGGCUUUACGUGGACCCUCCUCCAGAAUCGCUCGUCGUCGUCGUCGACAAGCACCGCGAGGUGCUCAUGGUGCACGUCAGCACUGCUCUCGACAGUGCUGACGACGCGAUGGAGGCGUAG
Molecule: messenger RNA, 1077 nt
Organism: Ostreococcus lucimarinus CCE9901
Lineage: Eukaryota; Viridiplantae; Chlorophyta; Mamiellophyceae; Mamiellales; Bathycoccaceae
Exons: 1
Coding region: 1-1077 (358 amino acids)
Biological process (GO): photorespiration
Cellular component (GO): cytoplasm
Source: RefSeq, a predicted model, not a curated record